Drosophila arizonae is the source of this 1152-nucleotide messenger RNA. RefSeq lists its product as uncharacterized. NCBI's taxonomy places the organism in Eukaryota, Metazoa, Arthropoda, Insecta, Diptera, Drosophilidae. The record is from RefSeq and is a predicted model, not a curated record.
ACAGAUCCCGUUGGCCAGUCCAACUACCAGAUUGUCCUAUCUCUCACUUACCUGAUUGUGGCCGUGGGCAAGGCCGUCGACAUCAAGUCCUGCCUGAUAAGGACACUGGAGGAGCACGCCGUGAGCGGCUGGAGCGAUUGCCUGGACAAGCGUCAGGUGUGGAAUCAGAAGCGCACGCCUUGGCUGGAGGCCAUCAUGCACUUUGUGUACCCAGUGCUCGACUGCGUCGUCGAGAUGCUGAUCAACGCCGUGGAGAACGGCGCCAGCAUGUACCAGGCCAUGUCCCUGGCGCUGACCUGCAUCUCAGAGAUCUGGGACUGCAUGCCCGAGGGCCUGUAUAAGAUCACAGCCCUGCUGCAGGACAUAAUACCAGUGUCCACGCGGCCAUUGGGCGACUCGGUGCUGCUGCAGGUGGUCUUCGCAGCGCUCUACACAGAGCUGAUCAAGACGGCCGAGGCGCAGGAGCAGGCCAAGAAUGAGGACAAGGCUGCCAUUUGUUACUCCCUGUCGGAGGCCAUUUGCUCAGUGGACGAGGACGACAAGCACACGGAUCAGAUCGAGCUGUUUCUCAAGCAGGCCAAGGAGAGCAUCAAUCUGGACACGGAUUUCGGCAGCAGCUGCGGACGUGGCGCCGGCGGCAUGAGCGCCGUCAGCACCGUCAAAAUGGAUGACCUGGCCAUGACCAACGCCGAAUCGGAGCGYYUGAGCCACAGUCCGCCGGCCAAUUAUGCCAUGGAACUGGAUGUGGGCAUUGCCGACUACAUAGCCGAGGUGCUGGCCAGCGAUGUGCUGACCACAAACAUCGGCAAGCAGGCGCUGAAGGUGAUCUAUAAUUAUCUGAAGUUCAACAAGGACUGGCUGCUCGAGCAGCUGGGCACGGGCGACAACGAGCCAAGUCCGUUCCAGGGCGUGCUGGGCCAGAACAUCAAGGAGGCCAAGACCUCGGUGCUCAAGUCCAUGUUCUUCAUUGGCAACACGCCCUUCGAUCAGCUGCUAACGGGCUCCCUGAAGAUCGACUACGUUGGYUGGCUGCAGAUGCCGCUGUCCCUGAAUCCGGAGCGAACGUGGCUGCAUCUGACGCGUCGCUGUGACUUCCAGGAGGACAGCAAGCUGGCGCUGCCGGAGGUGGCCAUGGUGGCUGGCAUAACCAAG